Messenger RNA from Podarcis lilfordi (Lilford's wall lizard), 15800 nucleotides. Lineage: Eukaryota; Metazoa; Chordata; Lepidosauria; Squamata; Lacertidae. The record is from the annotation of a GenBank genome assembly.
AUGGGGAGGCGCGGCGCAGACUCGACGGUUUGCUUGCCAGCGGGCUCGGCCGCCAAUUUGGCAGCCGCGCCAGGCACUCCUCGCCCUCGUUAUUAUGUAAUGGGGCCGGAGGAGCGGGGCCACGGGAAGCCCUCGCUCGUCCCUCAGUUGCAGCCGCGCCAGGCCGAGGCGAGGGAGUCGGCGGGGAGGUGGCGCCAUGAGCCAAGACGAGCCGUGCGUCCUGAAAGGGAACCUCAACGAGCUGCCCGACGGCUCCCCGGUCGUGAGGGCCGCCGUGGCCGCGCUGAGGCGCCGAGCCCAGGAGGAGAACGUACAUCCUUCGCCCUGGUCCCUGUCCGACGCCUUUCUGGUCCGCUUCUUGCGAGCUCGGGAUUUCGACGCCGAGCUGGCAUGGAAGGUAAAAGGGAACGCGCGGGCGCGUGCACGAUAGGCGCGUCUAGCCCACCCGGGCUGCGGGGGACGCCGGCUGCUCAAGGCUGAGCGCGCGCGGGGAAACCUACCUGGCUCACUCUGUUUUUCAAUGCACACAUAUCAGGGACUCAGUCCCACCUUGCUUAAGAUUGCAGCACCACCACGCUUUCUUGAGAUGCCUAAGCUUCAGGUUGUGACUACAGCACGCAUCUCACUACAAGCGAGAUGCAGGCAGAGAAUCAGUUUGCCCACAGCAAAGCGUAAGAGGAGGACAUGGGUCGGUUGCACUUCUGUGUAAUGUGCAAUUGAUUUUUGAAUUCUGAAUUUAUUGUUAUUCACGUUUUAUACUGUAUUUUAUGUUGUUUUGUUGUUGCAUCAAUUAAGUGUUUUAAAUUUGUUGUUAGCCGCCCUGAGCCCGGUUUUCUGAACCGGGAAGGGCAGGGUAUAAAUAAAAAAUUAUUUAUUUUAUUAUUAUUAUUAUUAUUAUAGCCAGGCUGAACUGUGGCAGGCUAUGGAGAGGGCCUUAGCCACAUCAGAAACAAGCAUCACAUUGCAAUUUAAAGUAGCUCUUAGAACAGCUCUUGGAAACGGCCGUGUAUGCACAUGCAAUAAUACUUCAGGACAUUUAGGAGCACCUUGAGUUAAAGCAGCUUUACAUGGCAGCUUUGGGCCUCACCCCACCCACCCCACCCCACUCUGGGGCUUCCUACCUUUACAAGCUUAAGGAUGGACACUACAGUUAUUUAACAGCAUCAACUUCCUAUUCAAAGGCACCUUGUUACAAACACACAGGACAUUUUGGCAACUGAGGCCAACCUUCCCUGGCCAGGGAAGAAGGGGUGAGUGAAGCUCCACAUCAGGAAUGGGGGGGGAGAGAGAAAGACUAACAUUGAGGUCUGCUGCCCCUGUGAGCCCUGUGGCCUGAGUUGGUCGCCUCACCUGCCCUCAUGGGUGGACUUGCUCUGGAAACACACCACGCCUGCUAAAUGUUAGAAUGAAAUAAAUUGAUGGUAUAUUUUUGCUUUGCACAGUUUCUGCUUAAUGUUACUAUUCUUGAGGGGCAGUAAAAUACUUGUUUUAAAAAUACAAGUCCUUAAAAAAAAGGCGUAGUGAAAAAAUAGUUCCCAAAGUUUCUUUACAUCACAGAAAACAAAAUAUAUGGCAUUAGAUGCACAUCAUCACAUAAAGAAUACCAUGUUGUGUGCAGCAAAUAGUCCAAAGUUUGUCCUAUAAAGCCCAGUGAGAGGCAAGUCCACUGGUCUCUUUUGGAUUCUUUAUUUGUCCUGAAGCUCACACUUCUAUGUUUGCAUAUAAAACUCCAGAGACAUGGUCUUGUAAAAUAGUUCCUCAUUCAUAGAUUACUGCAUCUGUCUUUGGACCCUAUUGGCUAGAACCUUUCAACUUUAUAUAUUUUCCAGUUAAUGUGAUCCCCCCCCCCAGGUGCACUUGCUUUUAAGGAACUUUUUAUUUCAGGAUACUGUUUAGAAUUGCCUAUUUUUCUUACCCUUUUUGUAUUUUUUCUGUAUCUUUUUGUGUUUGUAAAAACAUCCGUGGUAAUGCCUGUGCUUCUCAGUAUGGCAAGAAGCAGUAAAAAAAACAAAAGUUAUCUGAAGCAAGCAGUAGGUAGGAUACUAAUAUGCUAGCUGUUCCUCUGGUGUGUGGCAGACAUCUAAGAAGACCAGUAGCAUCUGGGUAGGUGCUUUAAUUCAGGGAUUUUACAUGGGGACAAAGAGCCAGUGCUUUUUUUCUUAAAAAAUAUUUAGGAGUAGUACUCUCGUUUUGACUCAAGAAAACCGCCAUUUUAUAGUUCAAAUCAGGGAAAAUAAAUACAGUGGUACCUCGGGUUAAGUACUUAAUUUGUUCCAGAAGUCCGUUCUUAACCUGAAACUGUUCUUAACCUGAAGCACCACUUUAGCUAAUGGGGCCUCCUGCUGCCACCGCGCCGCCCGAGCACUAUUUCUGUUCUCAUCCUGAAGCAAAGUUCUUAACCCGAGGAACUAUUUCUGGGUUAGCAAAGUCUGUAAUCUGAAGCGUAUGUAACCCGAGGUACCACUGUACAGUAAAUGGACAAAAGUACAAAGAUUCACAAAAUGUUUAGGGGUAUGUUUACCCCUGCGUCUACCCCAGAAAAAAGCACUGCAAAGGGCUAAUCCACGCACACACUGUUCCUGAUCAAAGAUGUAGUUAUAGUCACCACCUUUAAAAGAUAAGAAGAAGAAGAAGAAGAGGAGGAGGAGGAGGAGGAGUUUGGAUUUGAUAUCCCGCUUUAUCGCUACCUGAAAGAGUCUCAAAGCGACUGACAUUCUCCUUUCCCCUCCUUCCCCAUGACAAACACUCUGUGAGGUGAGUGGGGCUGAGAGACUUCAGAGAAGUGUGACUAGCCCAAGGUCACCAGCAGCUGCAUGUGGAGGAGCGGAGACGCGAACCCGGUUCACCAGAUUAUGAGUCUACCGCUCUUAACCACUACACCACACUGGCUCUCAUUAGCUAAAUUAGCUAAAUUAAAUAAAUAAAUGCAUGGAGGAUAAUGGUAGCCAUUAUGGCUAGAAGCUGUUGAGAUGUUCUGCCUCUGCUGUUGGAGGCAGUAUGCCUGUAAGUACCAGUUGCUGGGAAUCCCAAGUAGAGAGAACAGCGGCAUAGCUAGCCGCUUGGGUGUUUGGUACACGCGCGUGUCCUGCAGCCAGGGGCAGGGCGAACUGCCCAUGGGUUGGGGUGAGCUUCUCCAACGCCUUGAGCCUCUCCGCUGCCUCUCCCUCAGCUGUAGGGCAGCUGAGGGAGAGGCAGUAGGCAGACGCAAGUCCCACGCUGCCGUUUCAGGCAGAGUGGAACCUGCAGGCACCUAAGCCACCACGUCACUCCUAAAAAGUUUUGUGAGCCCAAUUAAAAAAAAAAACCUUAGUUUGUCACCCCCGCCACAGUAAUGACAUCCAGGGUGAGCUGCACCCCCCCACACACCCCCUUCCUUCGCCACUGGGAGAGAACACUGUGUUCUCCCAUUCUACUUAUGGGUUUCCCACGGGUAUAUAGCCAGCCACUGUGAGAACAGGAUGUUAAACUGCUGGGUACUUGGCCGAAUCUUGUUUUCAGAUUUCUCUCUCACACACCCACACAACCCUGUGGCUGCUUUCUGAAAGGGGUGGGAAAGCAUGUGCAGUGUUACAAUCACAGAACUCCAUGUAACAUGUCUUGUAAACAAAUAUGGAGCUGCUGCCACUCUUCGUCCCUCUUUGUUUGCCAUUAUAACACAGUGUGUGAUGCAAUAUCAUUGCUCUUGCACAUUGCCCUACCAACAGCCACAUAUCAUUAGAUGUUGGUGAUGGGGCAGCCCAAAGUCACAUCAUAUUGCAAAGAAAAGAGAGGGAAGUGGCUGCUGGUUCCCUCACUGCAAGAAGCGAAGUUACAGGGAACCAGGCAGAGGGCCUUCUUGGUAGUGGCGCCCUCCCUGUGGAACACCCUCUCUUCAGAUGUCAAGGAAAUAAACAACUAUCUGACUUUUAGAAGACAUCUGAAGGCAGCCCUGUUUAGGGAAGUUUUUAACGUUUGGUGUUAAACAACAACUGAGAAGUGAAAGAGACAACACCAUAUAUGGACAGAAGGAAUCUCCAGGGACAUAACAGUUUUCACACACAGGACAGAAUAAAGAUAAUAGUCUGAGUUUGUCACUUGAAGCUUUAUAAACUUAUAUAUUGUAACAUCAUGAAUAGAAAUCAUUGAUUAUGUAGCUGUUAACUAAGGGAUUAUUAUUAUAACUGAAAAGUAACUGACAUUCAUUAAGAUUAUGGAAUGCAGUGAUUUAAGAUCGGAAAUGCACCCAAACCACCAUGCAGGGAGCCACUUUAACUAAAAUGUAUUAAUUGGAAGUUGACUGCCAUUUUGAUAAUUGUAUAAUUUGGGGAUUAAUUGUUAUUGUUAUAAUUUGGCUAUUAUUGGGGGUAUAUUGGAAAACUAAUUACACACACACACACACAUGUUGCAUGCUGGUUUGUGCAGUUGCAGGUUCUUGGUUGGUGCAAAGAAUAGUAACAUAGGAUGGUCUUCUAUUGAGUCAGACCAUUAUCUACUACAGUGCUUAGCUCAGUAUUGUUUUCACUGAUUAGCAGCAGUUUUUCAGGUUUCAGAUUGGGAUCUAUGCCAGACCUACCUGGAUAUGCUGAGGAUUGGACCUUGGACCUUGGGGUGUGCAGCACUGAUACUCUACCACUGUUAAAAGAAAGACAAAUUUUCAGGGAUUAUUUAGGAGAUUAAGCACCUCCCUUUGUCACGAAUAAAACAUGGACUCAUGUUAUUGCCAUGUAUGCUAACGGACGACUGAAGAAGGAAUAAAUAUGUAUGUGUAUCUUUUUAAGUUUUGUAAGUCAUGCUGCCAGUGGGUAAGGCACAGAGGAAAGCAAAAAGAAAGGAAACAGUGAUCUUCAGACCAUGAAGUGGCUAGCUGAACAUAUCCUUAGAAGAAGGAUAUAGGAUCUGAAUGGCUCAGCUGAAAACCCAUACAGUGGUACCUCGGGUUACAUACGCUUUAGGUUACAGACUCUGCUAACCCAGAAAUAGUACCUCAGGUUAAGAACUUUGCUUCAGGAUGAAAACAGAAAUCUUGCUUCGGCGGCGUGGCGGCAGUGGGAGGCCCCAUUAGCUAAAGUGGUGCUUCAUGUUAAGAACAGUUUCAGGUUAAGAACGGACCUCUGGUACGAAUUAAGUACUUAACCCGAGGUACCACUGUAUUGUCUUUUAAGCUUCUGAUGAUAAUAUAAAUGCUUAUACCUGCAUUUCCAAUAAUAUAAAAGCACAAAGUUUAUUUGAUGUCUGUUUGCAGUGCCAUUCAUACAUCAAUAAUACAAGGCUACCUGAUUCUCUUUCAUUCUAGGAAAAAUGUACAGGAAAUUAGGGCACAGGAAGGAAGAGGGCUCUUGCUGAUUCACAGAUGCCCGUGUGUUGAUUUAUUUUAUUUCAUAAAAUUUAUAUAUGGCUUGAUUGCAGAAAACCUCAUAGCACACAUGCAAACAUUUCUCCCACAUUUUAGCAUGCAUAUAAAACCUUCAUUUAAUAGGUAUGGAACCCCACCUUUACACUUCCUUUCACACACACACACACACACACACACACACAAAUACAAAUGCAUUUCUCCUCACAUGUAUGCAUGCAUAUACUCACAAGAGUACAGAAAGGAAAUGAGUACUCCCAUAGCUUUUCCUCUCUGUUCUCCUGCCCCUCAAACCCAUGUGACCUCUCUCUCAUCCCCCCUCCUCUCUUUUACUCUUCUUCAUCAUCCAGACCCUUACUGGUGCUUGCAGGAAGAAACAUGCUGUCAACUUAUCUCCCAUAAGUCUUUGAUGGAAGAGGUCCAGGAUGAGGGUGUUUGUUGAUGCAUUGUGGGCUAGAGAAGCAGCUGGAAGGCCAUCUACUGACCUUCUUUACUUCCAGUGGCCUAUCAGAAAGAAUAUCUCCUGUGCACUAGUCUCAGAUCCUUGGCAACUUAAGGAUCUCUGGUAACCUAAAACCUUGCAAGCAAGCACAAUUUUUGAGUUAUAUGAAGCUGGUCUGAUGGGGAGCAUAGAACUGUUGGCAUCCUCCCAACAGUGUUGUUGUUGUUGUUGUUGUUGUUGUUGUUGUUGUUGUUUUUAAAGCCUUGGGAGUCUCCAGCAUCCACAAUUAUCUACUCAUUUGGGGUGUGUACUUUAGUUAUAUGAUAGAGGAGGAAAAACCACACGGUAGCACCACUUGAAUUAUAUCAAGGUAAUUAUACUCACUCCUGAGUCAGUUAAUGUUAGUUAGUUGCUUGCCUUGCACUCCUUUUGUGCAGUUAUUGAUUCACAGUCAGAAUAGAACAAGCGCUACAACUAAUACUUUGCUACAAAUGGCAACAUUUAUUCAUACUGUUAUGGGGAUCCUAACAAAGUGAUACAUUUGGUCUCCAGCCUAACUCCUCACUGGAUCAAUAAUGCACACAAGUGUGCCAGCAUUCUUUACUGCUGUGGCUGUGACAGAAAAUCUAUUAUCACUAUUGUAUCUAGGAGCUUUCCUCUGAAUAGUUGAGAAAUGGCAAAGAUAGAAACGGUUUGUAAUUGAGAAAGGCAACAUUCAUAGUACCCAUGCUUUGCAUAGAUAGAUAGAUAGAUAUUAACAACAUUAGAAAACAACUUCAAGUGAGUGAAAUUACUCAGAGACAACCCUCAGUGUCAAAGUUGGAAAAGAAGAAAUACUGCCUUCAAGAAAGGAAUUCCUUCAGAACUGUGGCUAGUAAGGAAUCUUGAAAUACCAAUUGGCCCUAUAGAUAGAUGACAGUAACCAUUGCAAAUAGGGUAAUUGUAAAUAGGUCAAAUUUAUUUUUAAUGCAGCAGUUUUGUACAAAAGCAGUUUUGUGCAAAACAACUGUAUAAAUGAAUGAAUAAGUGCUCCAUGAAUAUGCCUGGUGAAAUAGACAUAAGAACUUCUCUGCUCUCUUAAUCUCCCAGGGCAAUCUGUUUCUAGAUUUCUGCUCCAAGUACAUACUUCCAGGUAGGGUCUGGGCUUCUCACAACAGCAGCUUGUGUGGGCUUGGCUGACUUAAGCCUUGGUACAACUCUGCUGCCAAUACCAGUUGUCAGCCUUUUCUUCUUUUGGCUCUGUCUCCUGUUAGACCACAUCCACCCACCAACUCCAUCCCCUGUUGUGCACAUUUCCUACCUUUUGACCCUUCCUUUUAUGCCUUCCUCUUGCCAUUAAUAGUCCACAAGGGUUCCUCCUGAUCUGAGUGAUCAGUCUCCUUCCCACACUGCUUCAUUCAAGGUACUUCACAUCAGUGGAAGCACUUGGGAAGAUAUGGCUUAGGUCAGUGAUGGCCAAACCUGGCCCUCCAGCUGUUUUGGGACUACAAUUCCCAUCAUCCCUGACCACUGGUCCUGUUAGCUAGGGAUGAUGGGAGUUGUAGUCCCAAAACAGCUGGAGGGCCAAGUUUGGCCAUCACUGGCUUAGGUCAUGGUACCCCUGCAAUGUAUACACAAUCUUAGUUCAGUGUGAUACAGUAUUCCUGAUUUAGGAGCUCGGCACAAUCCAGAGAUAAGGAAUCAUGGUGUUUGUUUAAUACAGUCCCAAACUGUGAACGCUUGUGUAUUAAACUUAACAAAUCUGUUUCCUUUGCCGUAAGUGUUAUUCAAAAGAAGGAGGAUUAUGUCACAACAUAAAGUGUUAUUGGAAAAACAAGCAUCCUGUUGAAAAUGGGGGAAAGGCUAAGAAUUAAGCAUUGGGAAAUAUCCAUUCAAAGUUCAUAAGAAUUUCUCCAACAUUUGGGAACAAACUGUGAGGCUAGACUUUUUCCAACCCAAAUAUCUCCGGUUGAAAGCCUAAGGAUGAUUAAUGAGGAUAAAUCAUUUCUCAUAUGAGAAGCACAUAAGCCUUUAAAGCUAUACAUUAAUUUACCUUUUGAGCCCUGGGUACUUGUCAUUCCUGCUUUAAUUGGUAAAUGAACAUGCCUUAGAAUAACUGUGUUGAUUGCUAAGAUCAUGAGAUCACUCUACAGAUGACCUGAGUAAACUGAAUCAGAUUUGCUAGUGGGUGCAUUGGUACAAAUGUGAAAAUCCAUAAGCAAAGUCCUCUGUUCCAAUAUAAGAAGUAUGCAUGUUCAGGAAACAUGCAGAUACUGAUCAGAACAAUGAAAGACAAAACUCGAAUGAAAUUAUAGGUUGUACGUACACUGAUAUGAAUGCAAGAUAAGAUCAUCUGCCCAAAUGUAUUCAUUAGGUGAGAGUGCAGAAAGAAGAUGCUGGAUUUCUCUAUUAAAAAAGAAGCUUGGCUCAUUUCUUCAUUCUUUCCAGGCACUUCUUCACAGUUGUACAUUUAGCUUCUUUGUUUAGCACAUUUAGCUACUUAACAUAGUUCUGAAGGUAUCAAAAACUGCUCCAUAUUCCAGAAUGAUUGCCUAAAGAGACUUACUUCAUGUUGAUCAUGGGGCAAGUGCAUUCAGAUAUCAACAAAUCACUCCUUGGAAGCUUUGUUCUUAAUGAAAGUGAGACAAUUUAUACAGAUUUGAUAAUGGGACCAAAAAAUGAAGGAGAAAACUUGUAUUAUUAUUUUGUAUUUAUGAGAAAGAAAAAGAAAUGAAUUGUUGACAGAAGAAUAGUAAUUGAAAGGUAGCUUCAUCUACCUGGAUAAGUCUUAAAAUAAACUAUGGAUAUUUCCCUGUUUACCUACUAAGUGUAACCUAUUAAGUAGCAAAUAUUGUUCCAAGUAAAAUUCCUGUUAGACAAGACUUAUGUAAAAAUCAUGUUCUGGUUGGAUAAUAGUUAUGUAGUGCUCCUGAAUUCUACCUUGUUCUGAAUACAGUACCAAUGGGGAAAGGAUCUGUUUUCUUUUCCUCCAAAAAGAAAGACCAACAUUGUCUCUGAACCAGGCUAGCAACCAGAAAAAUCUCUAUAGUGCUUGACAGUCUUGCUGUAAAAAGGUGUUGUUAUCUGCAUUGUUUACUGGUGGUGUGUGGGAAAAUGUAGGGUUGAAUCCAAUGAAGUCAUUCCAUCAGCACGAAUACUUUCACCUGCACAACAGGACUUUUCCUCCCUUGUCUUCUGCACCUCCCAGUCUGUUUCUGAGGGUUCCCCCAACCUUCCAGGGGAGAUUUAGGGGAAGAGAAGUCACGUUGUGCAGGCAGAAGUCUUUGCACUCAUGGGAUUUCUUCUUUGGAUACAACCCACAUGCUUGGUUUCAGUGAUUUCUUUACAUGCUUACUCAGAUGCAAAUAGGAUCCAGUGGGGUUUACUCCAAGGUAAGUGAGCACAGGAUUCAGCCUAAGUGACCAUGUUAAUAAUUGUGGGACCCAUGCCUCUGCUGCUUUGUUUGACCCACACCAAGCUGCUUUUAUUUGAAAUUGUUUUGCUUCUUAAUAUUGUAUACUUGUAAGCAAGUUUUACUUGUUUUCAGUUGUAUGAUUAUAUACCCUUUAUGGUGAAGUCUGGGUUGGAAACCUUAUACUGGUCCUGUUUUGGAAGCUUAUACUUUCUGUCACAAUCGUGCACUGUUCUUCCUCCCAUCAAGUUCAAGGCAAUGAACACAAGGGCCUGCUUCUCCACCCCCCCUCACAGCAAUCAUGUGAGGCAAUUUAGCUUGAGAUGCUGUAUAUUGAAUGGUACAGGAUUAACCUGUGAGCCUCAUCUCUGAGUAGGGAUUAAAAUCCAGACUCCUUGCUACCUAAUUGCACCACAGGGAUUAAACCUGCAACCUUGUCAUUAUCAGCAUCACACUCUUAUCGAUAGGUAGCCGUGUUGGUCUGCCAUAGUCAAAAUAAAAAAAAAAAAAAACAAAAAAAAAAAAACCUGCAUUUUCCUCUCAAUAUCUCUCCCUUUUCUCUUUCCCCUUUUUUUCCCCUCAGCUGCCUUGUGUGAGAGACAUAGAGGAUGUGGAGCCCUCAAAUAUUUCACAGUACUUUCACACAGUGUAUUUAGUUCCUGGUGCUAUGUGUUGACUUCAACAUGACAUUCCAGAUUCAAUGUAGAAAUUUAGAACAAAUAUUUUAUUAUCAAACACUCAUACGGUGACAACAUCCAUCAACUAAGUCGAACCUUCUCUAACUGAACAAGCUAACUGACAGACUUGCUCUUAAGAUUCUGUUCAUCUUUAAGGUACAGUAACAUAUAGCAUCAGGGUAUGUGAGUGCAAAGGGGGCUGUGGAAUCUGAGGCAGGAGGAAGCCCAGAAAUGGAGGGGGAUCUGUGUGCAAGGGAGAAUUGUAGGAAGGAGGAGGUAGGAAUAAAGGAGAUGAAGGUAAAAAUAAUGGGUUGUAUGGACAAAGUGGGCUUUGAAUUAGGACACUGGAGGAGACAUGGAAGUGGGGAUGGUCUGUGUGCAAGCAGGAAUUGAGAGAAGGGAAAAGGGGCUGAAGGUUAAAAUCAGCUUAGCAUUUUUGUAGCCCAUGAAGGGUUAGGCAUUUAUUUAAGUGACAUCAUUUCAAAGCAGGUGAGAAAUCAGCAAACGCGUGUAUUUUGCCCAUUAUUCUUGCAGCCUAGUCCACUGUCCAGUUUAAGCCAAAGUACCACGUUUAAGCCAUUUUAGUUCCAUUGGCCUUUUGGGGGGGAAAGUGCUUACUUUAUUCAUCUCCCUCUCUCUUCUCUUUUGUCAUUAGAAAAAUGGGACCCAAAGACAUUCACAGCAUUUGAUUUGUUUCGUUUAAGUCUUAUCACAUCUGAGCUCAUUGUGAGAGAGCUAGAAACACAGCGGAAUGGAGUCAAGGGUAUCUUUGAUCUUCAAGGAUGGAGAUUCGCUCAUGCAUUUCAGAUCACACCUACUGUUGCCAAGAUAAUAGCUGCCGCGAUCACAGUGAGCUUUGGUUCUAAAUUUUAGUUAUGCUGUAAGCAGAUAGUGGCUUUCACGUACCAAUGUUUUUGGAGAACAAGAGCAUUAGAUAGCUCCUGUGUUUUUAAUACAGUCUAAUUCUGCUGUUCUAGAUGGCUUGAGGUAUUCUAACAACACCACUACCGAUAUUUAGUAUUAUUAGCACUUGGUCAAGUGGGCAGAGUGUGUCAUGUCCUCCUUAGGGAACCAAUAUAACUCCUGACUGGGAGCUGUGGGGCUGAGCAGAGAUGUGGAUCCACUGCUGCCUCUUAAGUCCUGCUGCUCAGGGUGGAAAGUGUUGGUGGUGGUUCAGGUGUAAUGAGGAAACUAUUAUUAAUUAACCCAGGAAUGCCAAGAAGGGAGGAGGGAAGGGCAGCGUGAGAAUGGAGUGCUUAAGCACAAGGCACAGGCAUAUCUCAGCUUAAUAAGGCAAGAUAUAUCCGUCUGAACUGGGCCAAUUUAUCCUGCAUAUUCUCAACCCCACAUUUAUUUUCUUUCUUUUGAGAUAGGCAUAUUGUGACCGUUUUAUAAGUGCAGUCCUAAGUACUUGAAAACCCAGGGAUGGUUAUGGUCAGAAAACCUCUGCUUAAAAUCAAAUGUAGUCUGACAUUUUGGCAGGUCUGCUCAUGUGAAUGUAAGCAUUAGAAUAUGAAGAUCCUAGUCUUCUAUCAUGCUUCUCUCCACUCUCUUCGCAGGAUGCCUUUCCACUAAAAGUGCGUGGAAUCCACUUGGUUAAUGAGCCUUUGCUCUUUCACCCAGUCUUUGCUCUAAUUAAGACAUUCCUCUCAGAAAAGAUCAAAGCACGGGUGAGUAAAUGCUAAUUCUUUUUCUAUGAAAUUCACACAUUAUCCCAACACAUUUUCUUUUUAAAUAAAAAGAGACUACACCUCUUUUAUUUCAAUAGGGUUCUAUAAGUUUUAUAUUUCAUUAAUGUGGAUUCAUACAAUAGUUCAAAAUGCCACGAGAUGGUGCCAUUCAAGCUAUUUUCAUGCAUGUUUCCCAUGUAGGCCACACUGUAUUCCCCACUGUCUCCAAAGGGUUGCCUACACAAGAACAACAGCCCUUGUAGAGAUGCUCCACAUUGAAUCCUAGAACUGUAGAGUUGGAAGGGACCCUUAGGGUCAUCUAGUCCAACACCCCGCAAUGCAGGAAUCUUAACUAAAGUAUCUAUGGCAGAUGACCAUCCAACCUCUGCUUAAAAACCUCCAAGGAGAGUCCAACACCUCCCGAGGGAGUCUGUUCCACGGUCAAACAGCUCCUACUGUCACAAAAUUCUUCCUGAUGUUUGGUCAAAAUCUCCUUUCUUGUAACUUGAAUUCAUUGGUUCAGGUCCUAGCUUCUGAAGCAGGAGAAAACAAACUUGCUCCAUCCUCCAUGUGACACCCCUUUAGAUAUUUGAAGAUGGUUAUAAAAUCUCCUCUCAGUGUCCUCUUUACCAGGCUAAACAUAGACUAUUUCCUCAGCCGUUCCGCAUAAGGCUUGAUUUCCAGACCUUGAUCAUCUUGGUCGCCCUUCUCUGCACAUGUUCCAGCUUGUCAAUAAUCUUCUUAAACUGUGGUGCCCAGAACUGGACACAGGACUCUAGGUGUGCUCUGACCAAGGCAGAAUAGAGCGGGACUGUUAUUUCCCUUGAUCAGUAUACUUCUGUUGAUGCAGCUUAGAAGACCAUUGACUUUUUUUGCUGCUUCAUCACACUGUUGACUCAUGUUAAGCUGGUGGUCUAAGACCCCUAGAUCCUUUUCAUAUGUACUACUGGCAAUCCCAUCUUAUAUUUGUGCAGCUGGUUCUUCCUGCCUAAGUGUAGAAUUUUAUAUUUGUCCCUAUUGAAAUUCAUUUGUUAGUUUGGGCACAAUUCUCCAAUCUGGUCAGGUCAUUUUGAAUUCCAAUUUUGUCUUCAGUAGCACUGGCUGCACCUCCCUGUUUGGUGUCAUCUGCAAAUUUGAUGAGCAUCACCCCAAUACCUUCAUCCAAUUCACUUAUAAAGACAUUGAAAACAACGGCCCAGGACAGAACCCUGCAGCACCCCACUCAUCACUUUUCCCCAGAAUGACAAGGAACUGUUAGUGGCCAUUCUUUAGUUUUUAGCAGCAAACAGCUACAAAUCCACCUAACAGUUACCUCAUCCAGGCCACAUUUUACUAGAUUCUCUGCAAGAAUAUGAUGGGGAAAUUUGUCAAAACCCUUCCUGAAAUCAAGAUACACUAUGUCCACAGCAUUUCCAUGAUCCACCAAGCUUGUAACUCUAUCAAAAAAAGAAAUGAGAUUAAUUUGGCAUGACUUCUUUUUGAGAAACUUACGCUGGGUCUUUGUAAUCAUAGCAUCAUUUUCUAAGUGUUCACAGACUUGUACUUCAUCUGUUCAGAUCCUAGGAUGGUUUACAAAAUAAUUCAAUAAAAAUAUAUGUAUCACAAAGCAAAUAAUAAAACUUGAAAACAUCAGAUAAAAAUUAAUAUGCAAUCAUAAGUCAUAUAGGCAGGUCUUUUGUUUCAGCCAGAGCUCACCAGAGGUCAGUUCCAGCACCUCUUAGGUGGGUGCCAUUGCCAUUCUAAGAGAACAAGGGAGAACAUGGUGAGCUCUGGUACCUCUUUUUCCAGAAAAAUAGCAUUGCAUAUAGGUAGAGUACAGCACUUUCAACACCUUGAAUUGGGCUUAGUAGGAAACAGGCAGUCAGUGGUCUCAUUAUGAACGACUGUACACAUCAGUGUCCCUAUUAACUAAGCCACUUGCCUUAACAGUACUUAAACUGUACAAUUCUCUGAGAGUGAAUUUUGUCUUCUUGAAUAGUAUUAAGUAAAGGUAGAAACAAUUCCUCUUAUUGCAGAUCCACAUGCACGGGAGUAACUAUGUUCCUACUCUCCAACAACACUUUCCAGCCAGCAUUCUCCCAAAAGAAUAUGGCGGUGAAGCUGUCUCUGUUGAAACCCUUUCCCAAGAAUGGACUAACUUCGUAAUGGAUUCUGAAAGUUAUCUUCAGAAUAUUACUCUGAUUAAGUAGUAUAUUCUGGGAGAAGCACAGUUAUUUGAUUAUUAACCAAAAUAUGAGAGAGAGAUGAUGGUGAUGAUGACAAUGAUAGCUUCAAUGUGAUUUACAGAAGAUUUAAAUGGGGGUUGAGGUUGGCUCAGACUACAGAAGUUAGUGAAACAAACAACUACAUAUGCAGACUUGCCUUAGAUAAAUGUGAAAUUGCUUUUAGACGAAUGUCAAAUGUUUUGAUAUCUGAAUAAUAUUUCUGGAGAAUAUUAUCUGCUGCAUUCUUUCUUAAGGCAAGGAAGAGAACAAGUAAAAUGGAAAUUUUGCAAAAAGGGUGGUGAAUGUGUGGGUCCUCUAGAUGUUGCUGGACUCUAGCUUCUGUUUGCCCCAGCAAGCCUGGCCACUGGCCAGGGAUGAUGGGAGUUAUAGUCCAUUAAUGUCUGAAGGGCACAGGCUCCCCGUCCAUUUUACAGGAAGGGAAAUAUUUCCACCAUAAGGCACUUUGCAGCUUCUUAUAUGUUAAUUGAAUUGCCUGCUGGAUGUACGAUUAAAACAAACAUAAGAACAACCUAAGAUCAGAUCAAAGGCUCAUCUACCCCACUGUUCUUCCUAGUGGCCAACUAGAUGCCCUUUAGAAGCUGGCAUGUGUGGCAAAGUGGAAGUAGCCAUUUUCAGUUUCUUGCCUUAAUAUCUGGUAUUCAGAAAUAUGGUGCUUCUAAAUACGGAAGCUGACUUCAGCUGUUAUGACUCAUAGCCAUAAAAUAAUCCAUAAUACACAAAGUUGUCUUAUUAUCAGUCAUGAACCUACUUUCAAUUAUGGUGCCUUUGGGAUACUGGUGAGGGAUCAAACUUUUUAUACAACAAUAACUAGUAAUUUAGAUAUAUUUGCAGGCUAAGCUUAUGUUUACAUAAAAUUAAUCUUUGUUACCGGUAUAUUCAGUGGAGUUUUUUCUGAGCCUUCUGUCUACUCUGAAGUAAUUGCAGCUGGGUUCACUGGGACUUACUCUCAAGUAAGUGAAUAUAGGAUUGCAGGUUUUACUUAUUCUUUCAUUGUACAAGCUGACAAAGGGCUAACAAGUAAAUACAUAAAAUAAUAUGCACCAACUGCAGCAUAGUCCUUAGAAUAGUAAUUGUGCUUAGACACACUAAUGAUUUUCUUAGCCUUACUGUUUGCCUUCAGAAGAUUAUCAUUCCUUGAAAUUAUUUUAUGGGGAGAGGUGGAUUAUCUGUGAAGUACUUAGCUACCGCUGCCGGAGAGGGGUUGGUAGCAUAGUGCACUAAUGGGAAAAGUCACAUUUUAGCUGUUACGUAUUUAUUAAUUCCCUAGUUGGGUAAGCCCUGAUUGCUUAUCCUCUUGGACAAGCACCCUGAAAAGAUGUGAAUACCUGCUAAUAUGAAACAGUUUUGCUACAACAGUGUUUUCUGCAAAGCAAAAAGGAAAGCUCUGUCACGCUGCGGUGCCUUGUCACUUCCCAGCACAAGGCAAUGAGCCUAUUCUGAUGGUUCUGUGGCAACUACAAUAGCUUUAGGUCCUCAGGAUGUAUAAACUUUUCUUAUUUCAUUGGAUUUUGUGUGGAUUACCCACAAACUACUGUGACAGAUCUACAGCUUUCUCUGUCUACCUAAACCUCUUACCAUGUCAUGCAUCUGACAAAAUGGGCUUUGGGCUGAGAAAGCUUAUUCUGCAAUAACAGGACAAUCAUAUGCAUCUCUGCUUAAAAGUCACCCCCAACGAGUUAAGUGCACUGGAUUGCAGUCUAAAAAAUUAGUCUUUAAUUAAAGUGUCACAAUACUCUGUUACAUGUGAUAAAUACUUAAGCAUUUGCCAACGUUGUUCUAUUAACAGUUACUGAGCAAAUUAUUUAUUAAUGGGAAAGAUAUUUAAUUUUCAGAUGUCUAAUUUAUAUUUUAUCCAGCAGUUUUAGAAUCCUAUAGGGUAGCAUGACAUCAGCAGAACAGAAAGGAAGAAAUCAUGUAAUUUAGAAACGAUAAAGGAACUCUAAUUGUACCAAGUGUGCCUAAAAACAACAACCCAACCAGCAACAUGUUAGCAGAUACAAUUUGUUAUAUGCUGUAUUUUUUUUCUAAUUUUGUACAUAUAAAAUUAAACAUUAUAAAUGAGCCAA